Messenger RNA from Microtus oregoni (creeping vole), 1766 nucleotides. RefSeq names its product nudix hydrolase 9 (gene Nudt9). Gene Ontology annotation, molecular function: ADP-ribose diphosphatase activity. The record is from RefSeq and is a predicted model, not a curated record. The transcript has 9 exons. Bases 603 to 1505 code for a protein of 300 amino acids. NCBI's taxonomy places the organism in Eukaryota, Metazoa, Chordata, Mammalia, Rodentia, Cricetidae. Gene Ontology annotation, cellular component: mitochondrion.
CAGGCCCGGCGGCCGCAGACCCCAAGCCGGCCGCGCGCCAGGCGCCGAUGGCCGGCCGCUCCCUGGGGCAGGCGGUAGCCACCGUGUCGCUCUCAGUGGCCCUCGCGUCCGUGGCGGUCCGGUCGUUAGGUUGCCGUGGCGUCCCCGCGUCCAGUGCUUAUAAAACCCCUCAAUCAGAGCGUCCCUCUCUGCUGGUGUGAAUGAACUUCCCUUUACACAUCUGGUCUUCAGUGGGGUUUGCCGAGGGAGAAACUCAACUCGGGCAAUCACUGAUGGCUGCUUUUGUUGAUUGGUACCAGAACAAUACAAAGCUGCUCGGUGUUCCGUCUUUAUCGUAGUAAGAUGGGGAAGGGAACUUUGACAGUGGGGUAUCCAGAACCGAAACUGCAUAUUCAGAAGAAAAGCCCAGAGUCAGCAAGAAUGUGUCAAGUGCCAGCUAAUCUAAUAUUGCAAACCAUCUGGGGAGCGACAAGAGCGAUAUCACUUCAAGAGUUUUGUGGCUAUCAUUUUCUUCAGUGGUGUGGCCUAGCUUAGAGCCUGGCUCUGCAUUCUGACUGCUAAACUCGUUUCCGUCCUGUGGAUUUCACCUUGGCGCUGUCAUCAUGUCAGGUUCUAACGGUACCAAUGAGAAUUCCCACAACAAGGCUCGGACAUCUCCUUACCCUGGUUCUAAGGUCGAGCGGAGUCAGGUUCCUAAUGAGAAGGUGGGCUGGCUUGUGGAGUGGCAGGACUAUAACCCGGUGGAGUACACUGCAGUCUCCGUCCUGGCUGGGCCCAGGUGGGCGGACCCUCAGAUCAGUGAAAGCAACUUUUCUCCCAAAUUCAAUGAAAAGGAUGGGCAUGUGGAAAGGAAGAGCCAGAAUGGCCUGUACGAGAUUGAAAAUGGAAGACCCAGAAACCCUGCAGGGAGGACAGGACUGGUUGGCCGGGGUCUUUUGGGGAGAUGGGGCCCAAAUCAUGCUGCAGAUCCCAUCAUAACCAGGUGGAAAAGAGAUGACAGUGGCAAUAAAAUCACACAUCCUGUUUCCGGGAAAUGCAUCUUACAGUUUGUUGCAAUAAAGAGGAAAGACUGUGGAGAGUGGGCCAUCCCAGGGGGUAUGGUAGACCCUGGAGAGAAGAUCAGUGCCACACUGAAAAGGGAGUUCGGUGAGGAGGCCCUCAACUCUUUGCAGAAGUCCAGUGCUGAGAAGAGAGAGAUCGAGGAGAAGCUGCACACACUCUUCAGCCAGGAGCAUCUCGUGAUAUAUAAGGGGUAUGUUGACGAUCCUCGGAACACUGAUAAUGCGUGGAUGGAGACAGAAGCUGUGAACUACCACGACGAAACAGGGGAGACCAUGGACAAGCUCACCCUGGAGGCCGGAGAUGAUGCAGGGAAGGUGAAGUGGGUGGACAUCAGCGACCAGCUCAAGCUCUAUGCCAGCCACUCUCAGUUCAUCAAACUCGUGGCUGAGAAACGAGAUGCGCACUGGAGCGAGGACCCUGCCACUGAUAGCCACGGACCGUAGCUUGUCCCCAGAGACCACCUGGGAGCACUGCAGACGGCAGGGUCGCAGCACUCACACGCCACAAAAGACACUCGGAAAUGUUUGCAACUCGGUAAAGUGAGUGAACCCAGGGAAGUAGAACUCUGAAUUUUAAACUUUCUUCUCAGAGGAUUAGAGAUCAACAGAUUUUGUAUGUAUGAACAAAAGCAUGUCCGAACAAAAAUAACAAAUGUUCUCUGAAGAAUUGUAAAUAAAAUAAAAAUAAAACCCAGCUGCUGGUGA